AUGAAUCCUGAGCUUACUCCAGUCAACCCUGAGCUUACUUCACUUCAUCCUAAGCUUACUUCACUCCAUCCUGAGCUUACUCUAUCAACAGUAAACUCUCUGAUUUACGAUCCAAUAUCUCUUCCUCCUGCCAUGACCACUCUCUCUGUUAGUACGAGUUCUUUAUUGUCUGAACAAUCUUGUCCUGCUGGUCUAACUCCUAAAAUUCAAGUUUAUCCCAAUGAGAGUUAUGUUCAUCUGCCAUGGAAGAACGGACUGGGCGAGACUGCUGAGAUUGCUGUUUAUCCUCCUAAUAGAAACUUUCGCAAGGAUCCAUUCAUGUGGCGACUGUCGUUGUCCGAGGUUCGGGAUUCGUGUUCAUUUUCACUGUUUCCUGGCUACGAUAUUGCUUUGUUUUUACUCCCUGAAAGUGGUGCAAAUGCUCCCAUAAGAGGAAAUCUAUCCGCUCCCGCUGUUCUCUAUCACAACGAUCAAGCUACUCCAGUUCCUAUCAAACCUUUGGUCCCAUAUACCUAUAAAGGUGAAUGGCCCACUACGUGCAGUGUCAAUGCAUCUCCUCUCAAACAUUUGACUUUCACUUCCAAUCGUCGUGUCGCAAAGGUCUCGAUGAGUUUGGAAACAAUCAGUCGUCAUGGUGCAAAUGGUGAUGAUGGAGUGGGCGAUGAAGAUGAAAAUAGUAGUGAUGAUGAAUUGUUGGAAUUGUCCAGUAAAGACUCGGCACAUCCACCCAUCUCCAAUCUUGGCUCUCAACCUACUACCAACCCUCAAACCACUGCUGAAACUACCACUUCACCAACAAACAGACUUUUACUUGGCAACUUUACUAUCGUCUAUGUUGUGUCGGGUUCCAUCAAGGUUACCAUUGAAGGCGAUUCAGAACCGCGUACAUUACUACAGGGUCAGACUCUUGUUUGCGAACGUGAUGACGAUUGUACUCCCUCCGAUCUCAUCAUGACUCCAAUUUUAAAACCUAUGGGUUUAACCACUCUACCAUCUCAUACUCCGCUCGUUGUCGGUAGUUUGAAUAUCUCGGAACUCCCUGGAGCUUCACAACUUAAAGAACCUCGUGAAGCAAAAAUCCUGCUCAUUGAUAUCCACUUGUUCCAUCCAGACCGCCAGGGCAGUUAUAUAUUUGAUUCUUCUGCAACAGAUCUGUUCAACCUAGCUGCCUCAUCAACUGCAGCUCAAAAUACUACUACAAUUUCUCAUGGUAUAACCAAUGUCAUGGCACAGGCUGCUCAACCGCCACUUCCUGAUGUAUCCAACUUUCAACGAGGACGUAGUGGAUCUAUUAUUGUAUAUGAUGAUCAGCCUUUAUGGGUGGUUCCCAAGGAAAUGGAUAAACCUGCUAUGCUUGCAGAUGCCAACGCGCAUAAAUCCAACCUGACUACACAAUAUUGGGAAUCUGCUCAUCAGUAUCGUCCUCCAGUGUUUUCUGCCAGAUAUCAAAACGAAAGUGACGUUCCUCCUCCUGUCAUUCGGGAUAGUCUGGUCAUUGAAGAGUUUCCUACUGGAAAAAUAAGCACUGUUUGGAUUAAUAUGGUAAAACAAGGUCUUUCGGAAUGGUUAAGAGUGCCUGUGAUUAUUGCGCGCGGAACAGAAUCUGGACCUGUGGUUGGCAUCACUGCUGUUGUCCACGGGAAUGAGUUGAAUGGUGUUCCAUGUAUACAUCGGGUAAUUAGCGAUAUUGAUGUGAACCAUUUAAAAGGCACGGUUGUUGCAGUACCUUGUGUUAAUGUGCCAGGCUAUCUUCGAUUUUCUCGCGAGUUUUCUGAUGGAAAGGAUUUAAAUCGUUUGUUUCCUGGACAAGAAAGUGGAACUGCAUCGCAAAUGUACAACUACCAUCUCAUGAACAAAAUCAUCAAUCGUUUCAACUAUCUGAUUGAUCUUCAUACCGCGAGUUUUGGAAGAGUUAAUUCGUACUAUGUUCGUAGUGACAUGAACGAUCCUGUAUCUGCUGUGCUUGCCAAACUACAGCAACCACAAGUUAUUUUGCACAACAGUGGUCAAGAUGGUACACUUCGAUCUGCUGCGAGCUCCCGCGGCAUUAAAGCCAUAACUGUUGAAAUUGGAAACCCACAACUUUUUCAAAACCAAUACGUGCAAUGGUCGUACAUGGGAGUCAUGAGAAUCUUGUCCUAUUUAAAUAUGUUUACCAGCAACACCCCUGAGCCCAACACACCUCAACCAAAAACAAUCUUAUGUUCCAAAGGAUUCUGGAUUUAUACUCACACUGGCGGAGUUUUGGAAGUAUAUCCGCAAGUCAAUAGUGUCAUUCGCAAGGGAGAUUUGAUUGCACGCAUCAAGAAUAUUUUUGGAAAUAUUGUCGACGAGAUCUUUGCUUCAAGCCACGGAGUGACGAUUGGUAGAAGCUCAAACCCUGUUGCGAUGGCAGGCGAUCGUGUACUGCAUCUUGGAAUCAUCAAAAAGGAAAACGAAGUGCUUGCUAGAGAGGCCAAAGAAAAUUACUAA
Batrachochytrium dendrobatidis JAM81 is the source of this 2472-nucleotide messenger RNA. RefSeq lists its product as uncharacterized. Gene Ontology annotation, molecular function: hydrolase activity, acting on ester bonds. The coding region runs from base 1 to 2472 and encodes 823 amino acids. The record is from RefSeq and is a predicted model, not a curated record. The transcript is spliced from 7 exons. Lineage: Eukaryota; Fungi; Chytridiomycota; Chytridiomycetes; Rhizophydiales.